CUUGAUUGUGAAUAAUAAAGAAGAAAUGCGCGAAGACAAGAAUUCGAUGGCAAGCCAAUAUUUGGCUUUGAAUAAGUAGUUGGUUCGAACUACUUAAUAAGUGAAGACGUACCGCUAAAUACGACCGAAGCAACACAACACCCCAUCAUCAAUUGUGGCUCUUUUGUUUAUCGUGUUAUAUCAAACUAUAGUUGUUGUGACACUUAAAAUUUCGCUUCACAUUUUAAAUUGUGCGCGGUGAUAAUAAUAAUUCAAAUAUAUGUGCCAUCGAAUCGCUUGUUGCAAGUGAAUUUUGUCAAAGUUUUUAUUUCCCUGCAAUUUUAUAUUUUCGAAACAAACACUAUAGUGUACUUAGUAUACUAAGUGUAUAAUAACUGUAAACAUGUUAAUACAAACAUAUAAAUGUGGACUUUUACUACUCCUAGCAUUUUGCUUUUUUGACAGCAUAUCGUCAUCUCCGCAAAGAAAAAUAAAACAAAUUCCGGCCGCCAGCAAUGCAACCACCUUACACUCGGCGACAAAUCAAACAACAGCAACAAAAAGAAUGCUAACCAGACUAACGGAUAGCUAUUUGCCACCCACCAUGCAAGCACUAGCUUAUUAUAUUGAGCUACUUCAAUACGAACCGGUGCACAUGACGACAAUUGAACCACCAUUUACAAUUGCAUCAUCGACACCAACAUUUCCGAAUCUAUCACCAAGCACACCAAAGCCGCCACCAUUUCAACAACCAGUAACUUGGUGGUCUCCACCAUCGACUACCACGCAAAAAGCCACGACAUGGUGGAGUCCACCAUCAACAACAACACAAAAACCAACUACUACUUCGUGGUGGACAAAUCCAUCAACAACAUCGUCAUGGUGGACCACCACAACACAAAGACCUUGGUGGAAUCCACCCUUUGUUUCAUCCGAUUCACAAUCCGAAUCAUCAACGACGACAUCGACGACGACGACGACGAAAACAACAACAAAGACACCUCGUCCAAGCACAACAACGCCGUCAUGGUGGCAUCAAGAAACAACUCCGUUCCAUAAGCCCGGCAACGUUCAGCCUGAUUCACUUUUACCACGUCCAGCUAGUAAUAGCGAAUCAAUGAGGGAGCCAAAUAAAGCACCACAAAUGGGCGAUUUGUCAUUUUUGAGCAUAUCAAGUUUUCCGCAUUUCGAGUAUUUUGUAAAACCGAAUUCAAAAUCAUUUGUCAAAAAGCCAGAAUAUGAAUAUCUUCAUCAAUUUCCAGCCGAAUUAUUGCAAGACAUUGAAAGUGAAGAACCGCACGAACGAAAAGGUAGCGAUCUGGAAAUUGCUAAUGAUUUCCGACGUAUUUAUGAUGAUUUCUUUGCACGUGUUCGUGUAUUUUCACCAAUUACUGGCAAAAAACGUGUGCCACCAACACGACCUUAUGUGCUAUUUUUGAUCUUCUACGAUUUGUGCAAACGUGAAGCGAAACGCUUAAAUUUGCAAGAAUUUACGGGUUACAGUCCAACAAUGUUGGAAAAACUGCACGAAAUAUCAAAAUACUCAGCCGAACGGCAAAUGUUCACAUUAUUGGAUGAGUUAUACCAACAAAAAUCUAUCGUUUCCAACGAUUUUACAAUGCGAAUGAUGGAAAUAAUGACAGAUCUUUCUAAUCCAAAUAGUGUAACGGCGAAAGCACUAAGAAUUCUACCACCGCUCAAAUUUGAGCCAUAGUGAGCGUUAAUGAAAAAUAAUUUACGAUUAAAACUAGAUACAAACUAAACAAACAAAAAAAAUCGAUUUUAUAGAUAUAAGAUGAAUUUCCUUCCUUUUCCAUUUCAACGCGACAAUA
Molecule: messenger RNA, 1811 nt
Organism: Contarinia nasturtii (swede midge)
Lineage: Eukaryota; Metazoa; Arthropoda; Insecta; Diptera; Cecidomyiidae
Exons: 5
Coding region: 383-1693 (436 amino acids)
Source: RefSeq, a predicted model, not a curated record